Molecule: messenger RNA, 919 nt
Organism: Podospora pseudopauciseta
Lineage: Eukaryota; Fungi; Ascomycota; Sordariomycetes; Sordariales; Podosporaceae
Gene: CKS1
Product: Cyclin-dependent kinases regulatory subunit (Cell division control protein cks1)
Exons: 2
Coding region: 590-919 (109 amino acids)
Biological process (GO): regulation of mitotic cell cycle
Cellular component (GO): cyclin-dependent protein kinase holoenzyme complex; SCF ubiquitin ligase complex
Molecular function (GO): histone binding; protein kinase binding; ubiquitin binding
Source: RefSeq, a predicted model, not a curated record
CAACCCUUGGAUGCUUCUUCAAAUACCUAUCUAUUAUACAGAGUCUAGAGUAAGCCUAUUGUUUGCGAGAGAUGUCAAGCUAUCACCAUGCCACUUUCUCUACCAUGUGGCCCGUGCCAAGCUGCCAGUGGGCCGGAAGGGUCAAAAUUUUAGCGCAUGGCAAGUGCGGCAGGGCCCUUCCAAACACAUGAACCGAUUUGUUUACGUUCGGCCUCUUUCUGUUCCCCUCCUCCACCAGCGAAGUCGCACGCCUCAACACCGACACUCAACGCGCAAAACGACAGCUGCUUUUUCACCCGAGCUAGCAGACGCUCCCCCUUAAUUCUUCCGGCCGCAUUACCCACUUUGAAUUCUAGAGGACCACUUUGCCUAGCCCAUCUCCAGUUGUCGGCCUCCUCGAUUUGGCCCGAUAUUACCCCACGUACCCAAAGUGCAGGGCUAGACACGACUAUCGCGCGACCUUGAUACUUUUUCAACCCAACAUCACUGCGCCCCUUUCCCUCAGGACGCCCUUUCGAUUCUCGAAUAUCUUCUCGCGACAUAUAUUUGAUUUUUAAACUUACCGGCUAUCCCGACAGCAACCUUCAAAAUGGCGACACUAGAUGAGAUGGGCAUUGACACCUCCCGUCGCAACCCAAGCCCACGCCCGCUGUCAGACAGCGAGCGGGCACGUCUGGAGGAGUUUAUUGAGGCGAUUCACUACUCUACACGCUACAAUGACAACGAAUACGAAUACCGCCACGUGCAGCUUCCCAAGGCUAUGCUCAAGGCCAUUCCCAAAGACUAUCAUGACCAGUCCAAGGGCACUCUGAAGCUCCUGUGGGAGGAAGAAUGGCGGGCGAUGGGUAUCACACAGAGUCUUGGGUGGGAGCACUACGAAGUACACGAGCCAGAGCCUCAUAUUCUCCUCUUCAAGUGA